Molecule: messenger RNA, 1683 nt
Organism: Drosophila suzukii
Lineage: Eukaryota; Metazoa; Arthropoda; Insecta; Diptera; Drosophilidae
Product: alpha-ketoglutarate-dependent dioxygenase alkB homolog 6
Cellular component (GO): nucleus
Source: RefSeq, a predicted model, not a curated record
AAUAGAGCACGGGCACUCUUGGUUUCACAGCUGAUGCAAAAUUCAAAGCCCAACAAAAGUAUUGAUUUGCAAUAACCGUAGAAUUAGCUUAGCGUAGCAUUCCGAUAGAUAAGCGUAGGCGUAGUAAUGGAUUUCACGGGCUUUGAAGUGCGCAAGUGCCCACCGACUGCCAUGUACAUUCCUAACUUCAUCACUUCCGAGGAGGAGCAGCGCAUCCUGAGCCACAUCGAGCGGACUCCGAAGCCCCGAUGGACGCAGCUGCUCAACCGCCGGCUGGUCAACUACGGCGGUGUGCCGCAUCCCAACGGGAUGAUUGCCGAGGAGAUUCCCGAGUGGCUGCAGAGCUAUGUGGACAAGGUGAACAACCUGGGUGUGUUCGAGUCGCAGAACGCCAAUCAUGUCCUGGUCAACGAGUAUCUACCGGGCCAGGGCAUUCUACCGCACACGGACGGACCUCUAUUCUUCCCCAUCAUCUCGACCAUCUCUUGUGGGGCCCACACCGUGUUGGAGUUUGCCAAGCGGGAGGAUAACUCCGCGGAACCAGAAGCUGGCGAGGAUCAGUCGCCGGCGCCCCGGGAGGUGCGCUUUAAGCUGCUCCUGGAGCCGCGCAGCCUGCUUAUCCUGAAGGACACGCUAUACAGCGACUACCUACACGCUAUUGCCGAGACCAGCGAGGAUGUGCUCUGCGACCGCAUCUGCAACUACGAUCUGUGCGAGAACACCUACAAGAUCGGCGACCACCUGGUCCGUCGAUCGCCCCGCAUCUCCCUCACCAUCCGCAACGUUCCCAAGACCAGCAAGAUGAAGCUCAAGUUCUGCUAGGCCCACUCCGCACUUGCAUAGAUGUUGUUUGCCAUUGAAUACAGAUUACACAGAUGUUGACUAACCGCACGUUAAACGAACCCACUGAAGGGAUCCAUGGGGUCCAAGGACUAGGAUAUUCCGCCACCUGAAUCUUCCGCUAGAUGUUUAAGCACUCGCACUAGCACACUAGCUCGCAAGCAAUCAACGUUGGCCCACACAAAAGUGCUUUAUUUAUACCGUUGGCAUUGUGUACAUAUAUAAAAAUGUUUGUAUUACGUAUUACGGAGCAAUAAGUUGGCCCGAUCGGCGAACAGGCUCGAGCCGUAUCCUUGGAUUCCACCUGAACGCCGGCGGCUUUUAGAUUUAGUUACGCGAGCAAUUGAUGGGAGCAAUACGUGGUCUAGAUUUGUUAAAUAUGAAGUUAACUAUAUUCGUAUUUUGUCAACUAAUUUUGAUUACGAAGUGCUAGAAGUUUUCAAGAUUUCAUAGAAAUCUAGUUGAUCUAAGCACGAAAUUCAAGAAAUUGCUAUCUUAAGAUUAGGGCAGACUGAUAAGAUAUUUUCUUCAAAUUAUCCAACAUGAUUGCUUUAAUUUAUCAUACAUUUUCUUCAAAAGAACAUUGUACACAAAUGGUUUGUCAGUCUGGUGUCUAAGGAAAUUCAAUUAAUAUUCGACUGACGAAAGCAAAUCAUAAUGAUUAUCAGUUGACGAAAUACCACUUAUAUGUAUGUUGAAUGGAGCACACGCAGCACAUCGAGUUCCAUAUUCGUUUGCUCCAUGCUCCGGGCUCCCGGGUCCAAGUGUAUUUUUGUAACCGUUUUUUCCACCGCGCACCGCAAAAAGAGCGAAGAGUUGCCAAUAAACGUUACUGUCCACCCA